Molecule: messenger RNA, 831 nt
Organism: Saccoglossus kowalevskii
Lineage: Eukaryota; Metazoa; Hemichordata; Enteropneusta; Harrimaniidae
Product: galactosylceramide sulfotransferase-like
Biological process (GO): glycolipid biosynthetic process
Cellular component (GO): membrane
Molecular function (GO): galactosylceramide sulfotransferase activity
Source: RefSeq, a predicted model, not a curated record
AUGGCGAAACAUUUGUUGCCACCUCUUCCAGGGACACAAUAUAAUAUGUUAGUCAGUCACGUACCAUUCAAUAAAACAGCUAUUGACAGAGUAAUUCGAAACGCCACCUUCAUAACAAUACUACGUCAUCCCGUGGCUAAUUACGAGUCAAUUUUCGGUUUCAUGAAAAUUGCUAAUUAUCUCAAUAUUGAGCAGAACACCAGUCAAGAUCCAUUUCACAUGUUUUUGUCAAACACAGCGAUCUAUUCUAAGCGCAUUAACGAUUCUUACCACAAGACAUUACUAAAAAAUAGACAAAUAUUUGAUGUUGGACUUGACCUGAAAAAUCAUAACAAUGAAACACUUGUGGAUAACGUAAUUCAGAAAGCUUCAGAAGAGUUUGAUUUAGUGUUGAUUGCUGAUUAUUUUGACGAAUCACUUGUUUUGUUGAAGAAACUCCUGUGUUGGGACUUUGAAGAUAUUUUGUAUUUGCAACAAAACAAAAGAAACAACAAACUACGUUUUGACAUCGAUAACUGGAAACGUCAGCGAAUAUUGGAAAUAAAUAAGGCAGAUUACAAACUAUACCAACACUUCAAUAAACCAUUCUGGCGUAAGGUAGAGGCAUACGGUGAUAACUUUCAUAAAGACUUGGCUACAUUUCGAGAUAUGUUACAGAAGAUGCGAUCUGAGUGUGUAGACGAAGAUAGAUUUAUAAUCGAUUACGAAGAACGUAGGAACGCCACGACACUGAAAAAUAACGCAGCCGCUUAUUGCAAUGACCUCAACAAUAAUGGAUUUAAUAUUCCAGCUUCCAAACAAAAUUCUACAAGUUUUCAUGCCAUUAAGUAA